CCGACUCCCUGCCCCGCCCUGCGCCCUUAGUCUCCACCUGGUAAUUCGAGCUGUUCCGGAUUUAACGCCCCACUUCGGGCUCUGGAUAAUGGGAACAAGUCGAGUCUUGUCCGUUCUCUGGGGCAAGUCGGUGGAGAAAUGGUCUGGGUCUGAGCGCCUUGGAAACUGCCAGGACUACUGUUGCACUGAAGCGAAGGAGUCCACGGCUGGGCACGAGUAUGCACUUUCCCUGCCAAUCUUUGGGGCCCUGGAUGGCGCCUUUUAAUCGGGGACUAUUUAGAACUGUUCCUGAAAUCCUUGGUGUAAUAUGUUGUUGCCUGCUUUUGGCUUGUGGCAACAGCAGCCGACCAGAGCCAGAAUUCUGAGGUUUAUCUUCUGUCCGUGGAAGCCUUCUACCAUUCCAAGAGUAUUAAGUUGUUAUUUGCACUGUAGUUGGAACCGUCGACCUGCUUCGGAUCCAGAUUCUGAGGCAAUGCUUCCUGUUACUCUUUUUAUACGAAUUUUGUUCGAUGGCAGUAAAUCAGUUGAAAACCAAAAAGCUAGGUCAUUCCCAGGAGUAAAGCAGCAUUUUACAUAUCCUCUAUAGUAGGUGCAUUACUUAAGGUAUAGUAGGUCUGGAACAAACUUUACAACGAACUGUUGGUCAGAGUGGUGGUUAUACGGAUUAAUUGCUUUGACUCUGCAAUCUGACAAACUGACUUAAGCUUCUGCACAGAAAUUGCUUUGUUCCCGCCCCGCCUCCCGUGUAUAUUAUUGUGAUUAUAUGGAAUGAUAGAUGGGAGGGGGAAGAAAUGCCUUGGUAUUUCUGAGCUGUCUAUUAUGGAUAGUUUUUCCUCAGUUCUGUGGUGUUCUUGGUCACACAUUUAUGGAGUUUCUGAAGGGCAGUGGAGAUUACUGCCAGGCACAGCACGACCUCUAUGCAGACAAGUGAACUGUAGAAAUUCAUUACUACUCCACCAAGAAGCCCCCGUAAGAGUGGUUAACCUGGACACAGAAGUGUUGAAUUGAAAUCCACAGAGCAUUUUACAAGAGUUCUGACCUGGAUGGGGUAAACCUCAGUGCACUUCCUUUCUAUUGCCUCAGUAUUACUGGAUUGAAGAAUUGCUGCUUCUUGUUAGGAGGUUCAUUUCAUUUCUCAUUACUCCCAACUUCAUACUCAAAGCACUGAGAAUUUCAAGUGGAGUAUAUUGAAGUAGACUCAGUUUCUUUGCAUCAUUUCUGUAUUCAAUUUUUAAAAUUCUUUCAUAACCCUAUUGAGUGUUUUUUAACCAAAUUAACAUGGCUCGAAUGAACCGCCCAGCUCCUGUGGAAGUCACAUACAAGAACAUGAGAUUUCUUAUUACACACAAUCCAACCAAUGCGACCUUAAACAAAUUUAUAGAGGAACUUAAGAAGUAUGGAGUUACAACAAUAGUAAGAGUAUGUGAAGCAACUUAUGACACUACUCUUGUGGAGAAAGAAGGCAUCCAUGUUCUCGAUUGGCCUUUUGAUGAUGGUGCACCACCAUCCAACCAGAUUGUUGAUGACUGGUUAAGUCUUGUAAAAAUUAAGUUUCGUGAAGAACCUGGUUGUUGUAUUGCUGUUCAUUGUGUUGCAGGCCUUGGGAGAGCCCCAGUGCUUGUUGCCCUAGCAUUAAUUGAAGGUGGAAUGAAAUAUGAAGAUGCAGUACAGUUCAUAAGACAAAAGCGGCGUGGAGCUUUUAACAGCAAGCAACUUCUGUAUUUGGAGAAGUAUCGUCCUAAAAUGCGGCUGCGCUUCAAAGACUCCAAUGGUCAUAGAAACAACUGUUGCAUUCAAUAAAACUGGGGUGCCUGAUGUAAUUGCCUUGGAAGUGGAACUUGAAACAGGACCUAAUUUGUCAUACAUACUAGCCAACAUGUUGGCUUGGUGAUUGAGUCUAAUGAAGCUUCCAUAGGAGUAUUGGAAAGCUGUUUUAUCAGGCCACAAGUUUGACAGAAUUGCAACCUCUAUGUUUGGGUUACGAUCAACCUGUUUGGACACUUAGCAAAACAUUUUUGCUUUACAGCAUUUAAAAUGUGCUUAUCACUUGUACCAAUUGACCUUUCCUGAAAUCAUGGAGUAUUGAGUUAUGUCUUUAAAUCUAUUCCCACGCCAGAAUCUUAUCAAUAUAUAAGAAAUUUAGAAAGAUUAGGUGCCAAAAUACCCAGCACAAUACUUGUAUAUUUUUAGUAUCAUACUGAACUAAAAUCCCAGGAACUAUGAACACUCUGGACCUUAUGUGGUUUAUUCCUGCAGUCAUUUCAAACAUAGAAAUUAGGGCCUAUAUGGUUAUUUGCCUGCUCACUUUAUGUUUACAUCUCCCACAUUCAUACCAGUAUACAUCAGGUUUGCUCAACUUUUUUUUUUUUUAAACCAAGUUUUACAAUGAUUAUUUCAUGUCUUUCUACAAAUUUCAUUUUGUGCUGUUAUAGAAGACCUCCAUUUUGAAAAUCUACGUUGUACAGAAGCACAUGUCUUUAAUGUCUCCAGACAAAAAAGCCUUACAGUUAAUUUUAAUGUUUGCACUUUGGGGUGCAACUUACAGGGAGGGCCUGAAAAAAGAACGGGAGGGGGCUAUUAAGUAUUUUUAGUAAAAUGUUGCCUUUGUCUUGUGCAGAACAUGUAGAAUAUGCUCUUUAAUUUAGUAAAUAUUUUUUUAAAAGGUAGAGAUGCUUUGUUAUUGUAGCUAAAACAAUUCUUAAUCAUAAAAUUUCUGAAAUUCUUGUAAUUUUUUUUCUUACUUAUCUGAAGUUGUUUACCAACUUAUUUUUGUUUGAAGUGUGAUUUUUUUUUCUUCUCUUCCCAACCUCUCUUGCAAAAAAAAAAAAAAAAAGUGGGUUUCUGCUAAUGAAUUGAGCAGACAUCUAAUAUUUUAUAUGCCUUUUGAGCUGUGUAACUUAAUAUUUGGAUACUUGAUAAUUUGUUUUAUUAUGUAAUUGAUAAAAUGGUGAUGUGUAUUAAUGUUAGUUCAACCAUAUAUUUAUACUGUCUGGGAAUGUGUGGUUAUAGUUCUGUGGGAGAAAUAAUUUGUCAGUGUUCACCAGCUUGUAAAAAUCUAGUGCGAGAGCUUAAACAUCUAAAUAAAUAAUGAAAUGCAUUUAUCAUCA
Neomonachus schauinslandi (Hawaiian monk seal) is the source of this 3107-nucleotide messenger RNA. It is a transcript of the gene PTP4A1, whose product is annotated as protein tyrosine phosphatase 4A1. Gene Ontology annotation, biological process: protein dephosphorylation. Gene Ontology annotation, molecular function: protein tyrosine/serine/threonine phosphatase activity. Gene Ontology annotation, cellular component: nucleus. The record is from RefSeq and is a predicted model, not a curated record. NCBI's taxonomy places the organism in Eukaryota, Metazoa, Chordata, Mammalia, Carnivora, Phocidae. The transcript is spliced from 6 exons. The coding region runs from base 1279 to 1800 and encodes 173 amino acids.